AUGCGCAUCGCAGUAAUCCAGUUUACGCCCAAGAUCGGACAAGUACAGGACAAUAUCCGCAGGGCUCAGUCGCUAUGCGAACAACUUAGACCAAAUACGGUCGACCUCGUCUGUCUGCCAGAGAUGAUAUUCACAGGAUACGUCUUCCCUGACGCAGACGCCAUUUCCCCCUACUUGGAGGAGCCGCGCACGGGGCCCACAUCGCGCUUCUGCGCGGAACUCGCCGCCCGGCUGCAUUGUCAUGUCGUCGCGGGAUACCCGGAGCGACUGCCCCCUCAUGAAGUCGAGCAUGCGGAGCUCUCGGACGGACGGGCGAUCAAGCGCGUCGGCGCGAAUGCAGCCGCGCUCUACGGUCCGGACGGAAAAUUCGUUGGCGAAUACCGCAAGACGAACCUGUACGAUACGGACAUGACAUGGGCGAAACCAGGCACCGGCUUCGUGACGUACCACCUCCCGCCGCCGCUCACGACGCUCUCGCUGGGGAUCUGCAUGGACCUCAACGUGCAGCCGCCCGCCGAGUGGGCCGGGCUCGACACGGGCCCGUACGAGAUCGCGGAGUACUGCGUCGCGCAGCGCACGCGCGUGCUUGUGCUGCUGAAUGCGUGGCUUGACUCGAAGGAGGCGCCGGAGGAGGAGAAGGACUGGCGGACGAUCAACUACUGGGCGUUGCGCUUGAGACCGCUGUGGGGGAAGGACUCCGACGACUCGAAUAGCACAGGGGAGGAGCCAGGCAGACAGCCUAGCGAAGAACUCCUGGUGGUCAUCUGCAAUCGGACUGGGACUGAGAACGGGGUCACGUUCGCAGGCUCGUCCUCCCUGUUCAGUAUGUCGCGCAAUAGCGGGCGGCCGCGGCUUGUUCGUGCCCUGGGACGGCAGCAGGAAGCAGCAGUAGUCUGGACAUAUCCGAAGACGCCAGGUUCGGCGGGCGGGUGA
Trametes versicolor FP-101664 SS1 is the source of this 933-nucleotide messenger RNA. RefSeq names its product carbon-nitrogen hydrolase. The transcript is spliced from 7 exons. The record is from RefSeq and is a predicted model, not a curated record. The coding region runs from base 1 to 933 and encodes 310 amino acids. Gene Ontology annotation, biological process: protein catabolic process. Gene Ontology annotation, molecular function: protein-N-terminal glutamine amidohydrolase activity; protein-N-terminal asparagine amidohydrolase activity. NCBI's taxonomy places the organism in Eukaryota, Fungi, Basidiomycota, Agaricomycetes, Polyporales, Polyporaceae.